Molecule: messenger RNA, 2658 nt
Organism: Fusarium vanettenii 77-13-4
Lineage: Eukaryota; Fungi; Ascomycota; Sordariomycetes; Hypocreales; Nectriaceae
Exons: 3
Biological process (GO): mRNA processing; primary miRNA processing
Cellular component (GO): nuclear body
Source: RefSeq, a predicted model, not a curated record
CUACUCCCAUGCCACGUCGCGUCCUCCUUACCGAAACCAACAAUGGACUCGUACACCUCUUUUCGAGAUGCCUCGGCUCGCUCUCCCGUUGAGAGAAGCUGGAGUCGCGAUGACUCGCGCAACCGAGAUGAUCGCCCCGAGCGAGGCGAUUCCUUUUAUCGUGGAAGGUCACCAGGUCAUGAACGUCGCGACCGCCGCCGAUCUCGCUCACCCGCCACAGUUGAUCGCUAUGAACCGCGAUCUCGUCGAGACGAUCGCGACCGUGGGGAUCGUGGCGACCGUGACGACCGACGUCGUAUUACUUCACCCCCCGCCAAUAUUGAUCGAUAUGUUCCUGGCCAGGAGGCUAGCUCCUCCGGCAAUGUCACAGUCAACCCACUGGCCGAUCCUGUCAAGCUCCCGUACCAGGUUGGCUUCUCAUACUUUGGUGAAUGGUGGAGAAUGAAUGAGAAGAUCAAGGAAGAAAAGGAGCGAAUUCGCACUGGUCGCCGGCGUGAACCCGAGAGAGCCCGUGGCCCAGAGGACCGUGAAAAGGAAAAGGCCAAGAUUCAGGCGGCUUAUGACGCGUAUAAGGAGGAGUUGCAGGCCAAGAUGGCUCGGGCGUUUGUCUCAGAGCACAAGAGAGAGCAGUGGUUCAAGGAGCGAUAUGCCCCCGAAAUCCGUGAUGAUUUCCGGGCGAAACUGAACGAGCACCGACGUGGCGCUUACAGCCAGUGGGAGCAAGACCUCGAGUCUGGCACCUUUGAUGAUUUCUCUUUGGAAGGUCUUCCUAAGAGUGAAAGCAAUGGUAGCGGGGGUGUUGUUGAGAAGGAAGAGGGCGAGGCAACGGCCACUAAUGAGAUCCUUGGUGUUGGCGAUCUCGUACCAGUGAACGGUGCUGACAUUCGAGACGAGAAUCAGUUUCAGCCUACUCUUUUGAUCAAGACUAUCGCCCCUCACGUCAGCCGUCAGAACCUUGAAGCCUUCUGCAAGGAACAUCUCGGAGAGGAGGAGGGAGGCUUCAAGUGGCUCUCUCUUUCUGACCCCAACCCCAGCAAGCGCUAUCACCGGAUUGGAUGGGUCAUGCUUCACCCUUCUUCAGAGACGGCAAUGCCAGUUGACCGUAUUGACCCUAAGGAUGAAGACGGUGAUGAGCAGAUCACGUCGCCUCAGCCAGUAUCAACCGCUGACAAGGCUCUGGAAGCCAUCAACGGAAAAACGGUCAAGGACGAGGUCCGGGGUGAUUUUGUUUGCCAUGUUGGAGUUCACAACCCGCCUGUCCACCCUCGCAAGAAGGCUCUUUGGGAUCUUUUCUCUGCACCUGAACGCAUUGAAAAGGAUCUGCUUCUUGUUCAGCGAAUUGUCAACAAGUUUGAGGAAGAGUUUGGCUCUGAUUUCCAGGCCACUCUGAAGAUUGAAGAAAAGGUCGAGGACCUGAGGAAUGCUGGUCAGCUUCAGCCGGCCGUUCCCCCAACUCCGGUCAAGAAGGUCAAGAAGACGCGCGAGGUGGGCAUGGAUGAAGCUAUGGAUGAAGAAGAAGACGGCGUGAUUGAAGUUGAAGAAGAGGAGGAAGAGGGUGCCGUGGACGACGACGAGGUUGAUGACGAAGAUCUCCUAGUCAAGAAGAAACAGCUCGAUCUCUUGAUCGAGUACCUGCGCCGAGUUUUCAACUUCUGCUUCUUCUGUGUCUUUGAGAGUGACUCGAUUCACGAGCUUACGCGAAAGUGCCCAGGUGGUCACUUACGCCGACCACGCAGCACAUUGUCUUCUUCAGCCAAGGCGGUGGCCCGGGCCAGCGCUAAUGGCGAGCCCUUCCCUGGCAAGAAGCGAGGAGAAGGAGCAGAGGAGCCAGAGAAUGAACCUACAGAGGGGGACAAGAAGUUCCGAAACGCGUCUAACAAGACGGAGCAGCAGCUUCUCCGGGCCUUUAACUGGGUCAAGACGUUUGAAGACAAGUUGACCCAGAUCCUGGACCCUCACUCUGUUGACAUCCGGAAGCUUGGCGGUCGUCCUGUGGACGAGGCUGUUGAUGAGGAGCUUUCCAAGCAUGUCAAGCAAGAGGAUGAACACAAGUGGCGCUGCAAGGCACCGGAAUGUUCCAAGCUGUUCAAGGAGGAGCAUUUCUGGCGCAAGCACGUCGAGAAGCGCCAUUCUGACUGGCUCGAUAGCAUCAAGCAAGAGUUUGACCUAAUCAACGCAUAUGUCAUCGAUCCUGCACACAUUGCACCAUCAAGGACGGAUGCCAACUCGAAUGGUCAUUUCCCACCUGCUAAUGGCCAGUCGAACACGGGCACACCCCGUGGUUUCAAUCUCCAGAACUUUGCCAUGAAUGGCAUGAUGGGUAUGCCUGGAUUCCCUAUGCCCCCUGGCGGAUUUACCCCUAUGUUUGCGAAUAUGCAGUCUGGUGGCUGGAACCCCAUGGGUGACGACCGUUCUGGAGGACCCAUUCGCCGAGGAGGUAUGGGUGGUGGCCGCGGCCAGUAUCGAUCUGGUCCGUAUGACCGCCGUGGCGGAAACCGUUACGAAGGUGGCCGCAACCGUAUGGGCGGCUCUCGAUGGGGAGAUGGUGCCGGCGGUGCUGCUGGAGGCCCCCGUGAGGCGGUACAGGGACGAAGCCUGAAGAGCUACGAAGACUUGGACCAGGUUUCUGGUGGUGGAGGUGGCGAGCUCAACUACUAG